Plodia interpunctella (Indianmeal moth) is the source of this 1909-nucleotide messenger RNA. RefSeq names its product UDP-glycosyltransferase UGT5-like. The record is from RefSeq and is a predicted model, not a curated record. Gene Ontology annotation, molecular function: UDP-glycosyltransferase activity. Lineage: Eukaryota; Metazoa; Arthropoda; Insecta; Lepidoptera; Pyralidae. The transcript has 5 exons. The coding region runs from base 69 to 1445 and encodes 458 amino acids.
GGCCGGUCUAGACUGGCGCGAGGCCGCGUCAGUUCAGUGUCGGCCGCGGAGCCCUGCCGCCCGGUCCCAUGUCACGCGCUGUCGUGCUCUCGUGCUUGUUGCUGGUACACCAUGCGGCCUCUCUCAACAUCCUCGCCAUCAUUUCCAUGCCACUGCGGAGCCACUACAUGGCCUUCAAACCUCUAUUCCGGGAGCUAGCAACAAGAGGACACAACGUCACCGUCAUGAACAACUUCCCUGAUGAAGAACCUUUACAAAAUCUCACAUUUUUCAACUUGCACAACUCAAAUCUAGCACGAUUACCCCCAUUAAGAGACCAAGAAGACUCAUCCUCUGCAUUGUGGUAUUUACAAAAUUACAUUAAACACACAUUUAAGGGAAAAAAAUUUAUUGGCACGGACUGCGAGAAUCUGUUCACAAAAACUAAUGCGCAUCGCGCUGAUGAAGUUAAUUACGACGUCAUAUUUGUUGAACAGUUUUUGUCAGACUGUGGACUGGCAUACGCAGCGGCUUUCUAUGAUGCCCCUAUAAUAGGGAUCACGUCUCACGUAAUGCUGCCUUGGGCUUAUCCAAGACUGGGUAUACCUUUCGACGUCUCUGCUGAUCCAUUUUACUUUACAGUGAAAAAGUUUGAGAAGUCCUUAUUUCAGAAGGUGGAAGAUAGUGUGUUACACUUUUGGUUUACAACGAUAGGGCGAUGGUGGCUGCAGACAGGAUUGUACGCAGAAUUGGCGCCACAUCUACUGAGAGCAGUGGACUUAGAACAGGCAGCCAGAGACCGGAUGCGGAUGAUGUUCGUGUAUCAGCAUCAUUCGCUGACGGGCGCGAGGUUGACGGCGCCGCAGGUUUUGGAUAUCGGUGGCAUUCAUAUUGGAGAUGUUACAGCGGUUCCUAAGGAUAUUGAAGACUUUCUCUCCACAGCAGAUCAUGGGGCCAUCUACUUCAGUUUCGGCUCUAAUUUGCAAUUGAGUAGUAUGACGCCAAAAAAGAUGAGAGUGUUUCUGGACGCUUUCAAUAGACUGCCUCAGAAAGUGCUGUGGAAAUGGGAGAAUGACACAUUCCCCGCUGGUUUCGAGGGGAAAAUAUACCCAAAGAGGUGGUUUCCACAGUUGGAUGUUCUCUGUCACCCAAAGGUGAUAGCAUUUGUCUCCCACGGCGGCAUGCUGAGUCUUUCCGAAGCGGCUCACUGCGGCACGCCGGUGCUGGCCAUGCCUUUCUUCGGGGAUCAGUUCUCCAACGCUGGGCUCGUGGUCUCCUCUGGUCUUGGGAAUAUGCUCAUGUUUGACAGUUUCAAUGAUGUGGACUUAGCUAAUGCGGUCAGGGAAUUAACGUCUUUAAAGGUACAACAAAAUGCAAAGCGAAUCUCCAAAUUAUGGCACGACCGCCCACAGAAUGUCAUGGACAGCGCUAUCUAUUGGACAGAGGUAGAAUGUAACCUGGAAUAAUGCAGGAUACUUUCGAAGCGAAGUCCCGGGACGCAACUAGUACUAUCUAAAUAGGAACGAGUGACUUCACAUAGUACAAGUGCAUAGAUAACAGUGGCCUUAACCCAUUAAAUGUUAGCAGUAAAUAAGAUUCCCACGCGGCGAUUUAUGAAUAAGGCUACGUUCACAACGGCGAAGUAAUUUUGCCAGCGGCUUUCCACUUGGCAAGUCCAGUCGGACGAUAUAGAUGAAGGCUAAAGAUAAGCGAUGUAUGUAGGAUAAGUUAGACUGCCAAUUUCCCAUGAAUUUAUGGUCGUUUUAACUUAGAGAAGAAUGCCUCAUUCUUCUCUAUUUAACGAUAAAAGACAUAAAACAAGUUCUUUAUUUAUCCUAUACGACCGAUCAGUUGAUCGGACUUCGUACAGAAAGUCGAAAAAUAUAAUUAUACAAUAGUUUUUAGGCUGUUCUUGCAUUCCAUGUACCUA